GCAAACAACAACAAGAUCCCCGCUGCCGGUACCUCGCCUUGAUUAUCGUGUUCUUUAAAAACACAAAGCGAAGCGCAAAGAAACAUACGCCCUUCAAAUCCCUUAAAACCCGUUUCCUCCUCUUUUUUGACGUCAGCUUUUGACUCACCAGGGUGCUGUGGAUGUCCCGGGAUACUCCAGUGCUUAGCUGUAGCCCGGAGCGCGGCUAAACCCUACCGAGGCUUACCGGUGCUAUCUUUCUCACAAGGACGGAGACUUUUUUCCGUUUACCAACCAGGUCUUCGCCCCGGGUGGACCCUCUCCGGGAAAGGAGAAGGUUGGUGCUGUCGGUGGGGGUGGUGGAGGUAUGACUGCGUUGGCGGGGCCAGUACCCAGGAUGAUGCGACCCACGCUGGCCCAGAACUACCCCCGCAGCGGCUUCCCACUGGAAGUGUCUACCCCGCUGGGUCAAGGCCGAGUCAAUCAGCUCGGAGGGGUUUUCAUCAACGGCAGACCUUUGCCCAACCACAUCCGACACAAGAUCGUGGAGAUGGCCCACCACGGGGUCAGGCCAUGCGUCAUCUCCCGACAGCUCCGGGUCUCCCACGGCUGCGUGUCCAAAAUCUUGUGCCGGUACCAGGAGACGGGCUCUAUCAGACCCGGAGCCAUCGGAGGCAGCAAACCCAAGCAGGGAACAACGCCGGACGUCGAGAGGAGAAUAGAGGAAUACAAGCGGGAAAACCCGGGUAUGUUUAGCUGGGAGAUUCGGGAUAAAUUACUGAAGGAUGGGAUAUGUGACCGCAACAACGUUCCUUCAGUGAGCUCCAUCAGUCGCAUCAUGAGGACGAAGUUCGGGGGGAAAGGCGUGGAAGAGGAAGAUGAAGAUGAGAUCGAGAAGAAGGAGCUGGAGGACAACGACAGAAGGGCCAAACACAGCAUUGAGGGCAUCUUAGGAGACAGAUCGAGUCACUCAGACGAAGGUUCGGAUGUGGAGUCGGAGCCCGAUCUGCCCCUGAAGAGGAAACAGCGCCGCAGUCGGACCACCUUCACAGCUGAGCAGCUGGAGGAGCUUGAGAGGGCCUUCGAGAGAACCCACUAUCCAGACAUCUACACCAGGGAGGAGCUCGCUCAGAGGGCCAAGCUCACUGAAGCCAGGGUGCAGGUGUGGUUCAGCAACAGGCGAGCAAGGUGGAGGAAGCAAGCUGGAGCCAAUCAGCUGAUGGCAUUUAACCACCUGAUCCCGGGCGGAUUCCCCCCCACAGCCAUGUCCAGCAUCCCAGCGUACCAGCUCUCUGACAGCACCUACUCCCCGUCAUCUAUAGCACAAGUGUCGGAGGCUCCCAGCACGGUGCACCGUCCCCAGCCCCUGCCUCCUUCCUCAGGCCAUCAGGCCUCCGGUGGCGGAGGGCAAGGAGACGGAGGCUCUGCCUACUGCCUCGCCUCCGGACGCCACUCAUUCUCAGGCUACUCGGACAGCUUUGUGAGCCCUGGAGGGCCGACAAAUCCUAUGAGCUCCGCAAUAGGAAAUGGGCUCUCUCCACAGGUGAGACAACAGGUGAUGGGUCUGCUGAACCCAGGCGGUGUGCCACACCAGCCCCAAAGCGACUAUGCCAUCUCCCCCCUGACAGGCGGCCUCGAGCCCCCUGCCGGCAUGGCCGCCAGCUGCAGCCAGCGCAUGGACCACAUCAAGGGCCUGGAGGGUCUCUCCAGUGUUCCCUCCAUGUCAGCACUGCCCUCCCUACCCAGCUCCCAGUCUUACUGCACCCCGUCCUACAGCUCACCAGGCUACACAGUUGACCAUGUCGCGUCCUACCAGUACGGCCAGUACGGACAAAGUAAGGUGCCCUUCCUUAUUUGAGGCCUGAGAUCACCUAAUCAGCAGCUUCGCAGAGGGACACGCAGAUGUCUGUGUACAGUGACUGAAAAGCCUUAAUGUUUGGACCAAAAACUGCUUCCCUUUAUUAGGACACAUUCCCUGCUGCAGGAGCUCCUAUGUGGAGGGACACACUAAUUUAAAAAAAAAACAUAAAAGAAGGGAUUAUAAAAUGGGUUAUUAGAGCAAAGACUACAAACUGAUAGUAGACAUUCCUGCAUCUGCCACAGAGAGGCACUUUCCACUGACAUUAGCAGUGAUCCCAAACUCUCUGCCUGUGGCGUCUUUGGAAAGACCCCAAACCUGACUCUGUAUGGCAGGGUACUUUUACUGCCAACCUCCGAUGGGAAACGUUUACAUACCUGAGCGUCGCAUAAUCACAUGUAAAAUUCCACAUAUAUCCAAAUUAACCCCUCCCCCCAGUUGUAGUAGAAAAAGAAAGGCGCUUGGUUGAUUUUUGUUACAUUCACUCAUUUGAGAUGUCCACACCCCACACGGUGAGAAAUUCCAGAGAGACAGAAAACAAACACAAGCUAAUGAAUCUGGGUCUUUUUUUUUUUUUUACUGUAUCAGACACCUUAAUGUACGCUCCAGCUGUGCUACAGGCAAAGUUCAUUCAAACAUUCCUCCUCCCCCAACUCUGUCUCUCCACGUCUCCGCUUCCCUCCGUCCCUCUGUCUUCCUGGUGUUUUUGGACGCCAAGGCGAAGAUCCCGGCCUUUUGUAGUUUUUCUGAGCAACUCAGAGGAGGUCAAAGGUUGACUUUGGAGAAAGUGACAGAUGAGAGGGCUGGUAGUGGAGGGUGGCAGAAAAGUAGCUUUAAAGAAGUGUGGGGAGGGAUGGGGGGGGGACAAGCAAGAUCGAUCACAGUGUGAAAGAAAACCUUUAAGGAUCCCUUCUUGCCUAGAGAAAGCCAACGGGUCACAAGUCACGACUGAAGGACAUUUGAGAAACAGAAAGAGUUUAAGACCGAAUGCAGCCAUUUGCCCAUCUGACUGAAAGUGCAAUAUCACAUAUCUUAGAGCCAACCUCCCACUAAAAACUGUUUGAAAACAAAUACAUACAUAAGAUAUGUGUCUGGAAAUAUUAGGAAACACUUUGGAUUCAAUCCCUGGAUCAGAUUUUGGACACAUUUUUGGGUCCUAAACAAAUAGGAAACACUGCUAACACUGAGGGAAACAUUUCAAAAAGGACAAAGGGAUAAAAUGGAAGAAAGACAAAGCCAAACCUCUACAUUUUAGUACUUUGUGUUGCUUGGGUCCUUUUUGUUCCCUUUCAGUUUGCAAAAGCAAGACAUGCUGAUGAGGUUUCUGAUGCAUAAAGUACAAAGUUUCAAUUCACUCGUCAUGGGUGUUAUGUAGGAUUCAUUUUGGGCAGUAAAACUCUUCACAAGAACCAGGUUCACAACUUAUUUGAAUUAUUUGAAUUAUAACAACAUACUGACCUGUCCAGGGUGUACCCUGCCUCUCGCCCAUAGACUGCUGGAGAAAGGCACCAGCUUCCCCGCGACCAACUAUGGAAUAAGUGGUAGAAAAUGACUGACUGACUGAUAACAACAUACUUACCAGCCAUUAGCUAGUUCCAGCCAUUAUCCUGGCUGGUUUUUGAAGGCUCUUCUAAUCAGAAAUGGUAGAACUCAUUUAAGAUGGCUGGUUUUAAGCUCUCAAGCACACUACGUACAUACUCCAUUAGGUUAAGGUCAGGACAAUUCCACAAGGAUUAUAUUUGCUACCUUUAUUCUAAACCAGAUGGGAUGUUUUUAAGAUUGUCGCCUUGUUGGAACACCCAUCUGUUUCCAACUAUCAACCAUUUAGCUGUUCAGGUGAAGGACAGCUGAAUAAUUCUCGGGUAGCUGUCUUUAAUCAUUAUUCCACCCAAUUUGUGCAAUUCACUAGUAACAGUCCCUCAGCAUGAUCACACCACCACCAUGCUUUAUAUGUGAAAUGGUUUUCUUGAAGACUGAAAGCCUCACCUUUACUCCUCCAAAAAUAUCACCUGUCGUUGUGAUCUAAUAGCUACCUACCAAGUGAAGCUACACAGCUAAAUGUUCCAAUAGGACGAUGAUCCCAAACACACAUCAAAAUGGGUUUUGUAAUAGAUGAUGCAGGUUAGCAUGACAUUUCUAUUGAAUAUCCUGUUGAAAAUGACAGGACAAUAGAGCAAUAGAGCAUGCCCCUGAAAAGCAACCAAGUUAAAUGAAAUCUACCAUUCCUUCUAAGGAGAGUGGCCAAAUGUUCAGCCACAUGUAUGCAAGGAGCUUGCUGAUGGAUACAAAUAGCGUGUGGUUUCAAAACCAGAAAAAAUUCAAACUUUACGAGCCCAAUUCUUGUUUUAAACAUGAUUUGAAGUUUUUUGAUUAUUCCUCCCCGAGAAAGUAUGACUCAGCUGCAUCAUUGUCCGACGGAGUGACGGCUACAAAAGAACUUCACCCAUAAAUCCUCCAGAAGCGUUCUUGUUUUUGUCCAUCAGUCUGCACAGACUACAGCAGCCCUUUCAGUCCCUUCAUAUAUAUUUUUUUGUAUUACUUGACAAAGCGAUGUGAUGUCAAGUCAUGUGUACAAGCGCAUUAUCAUUGCUAUUUAUAAUAAAAGAAAACCCCUGGAAA
Messenger RNA from Girardinichthys multiradiatus, 4456 nucleotides. It is a transcript of the gene pax3b, whose product is annotated as paired box 3b. The coding region runs from base 347 to 1837 and encodes 496 amino acids. Gene Ontology annotation, molecular function: RNA polymerase II cis-regulatory region sequence-specific DNA binding; DNA-binding transcription factor activity, RNA polymerase II-specific. Gene Ontology annotation, biological process: anatomical structure development; regulation of transcription by RNA polymerase II. The transcript has 9 exons. The record is from RefSeq and is a predicted model, not a curated record. NCBI's taxonomy places the organism in Eukaryota, Metazoa, Chordata, Actinopteri, Cyprinodontiformes, Goodeidae.